ACACAGCAGAAGAGAAGAAGAAACGUAAUUCCUUCCACUUCAUUUUAGUGAAGUUCAGUAUUGCUCUUCUGCACUUUUCACCUGUCCAAGUGCAAUUGUAUAAUUAGCUCAUCGUUUUUCACUUUUUGUGCAGUCCUCAUCCUGCAGUAACUACAAAAUGUUUGCUGCCAGAAGAGCGUUGCGUCUUUGUCAAAGAGUGGCAAAUGUUUGUGUUUCGCGACGCGGAUGCGCUGGAGCUGUUCCAGUGGACGACAUCGUGAACGGUCUAACCGAGGAGCAGAUCCAGCUCAGACAGACAGUCCAGAGAUUCUGCCAGGAGAAGCUCAGUCCAUACGCUGAUGAGAUUGACAAGAAAAACGAGUUUCCCCGCAUGAGGGAGUUUUGGAAGGAGAUGGGGGAUCUUGGACUGCUUGGAGUUACUGCUCCAGUGGAGUACGGUGGAACGGGAUUGGGCUACCUUGAACAUGUGAUUGUUAUGGAGGAGAUCUCCCGUGUUUCAGCAGCUAUUGCUCUCAGCUAUGGAGCACACUCCAAUUUGUGUGUAAAUCAGAUGGUUCGACAUGCAAACCAGAAACAGAAAGAGAAGUACAUGCCCAAGCUGAUGACGGGCGAGCAUGUGGGUGCCUUGGCCAUGAGUGAGCCCAACGCUGGCUCUGAUGUGGUGUCCAUGAAACUGACAGCGAAAAAACAAGGGGAUCAUUACGUGUUGAACGGUAAUAAGUUCUGGAUUACGAAUGGACCAGAUGCAGAUGUUCUGAUUGUGUAUGCUAAGACAAACCCAGAGGCAGAAGCCCGUGGUAUCACUGCUUUCAUCAUAGAGAAGGGCAUGCCAGGAUUUAGCACAGCGCAGAAGCUGGAUAAACUGGGAAUGAGAGGAUCUAACACCUGUGAACUCGUCUUUGAAGACUGCAAGGUCCCUGAGGAAAACAUAUUGGGUCCAUUAAAUAAAGGAGUAUAUGUUAUGAUGAGUGGGUUGGACCUAGAGAGACUUGUCCUGGCCUCUGGACCUGUUGGCAUCAUGCAAGCUGUACUUGACCAUGCAAUUCCUUAUGUUCAUGUUCGUGAAGCCUUUGGACAGAAAAUUGGCCACUUCCAGCUAAUGCAAGGAAAAAUGGCUGAUAUGUACACACGGCUUAGUUCAUGUCGACAGUAUUUAUACAACGUUGCCCGUGCUUGUGACAAAGGCCAUUACAGUGCUAAGGACUGUGCUGGGGUAAUCCUUUAUUGUGCUGAGAAUGCGACUCAAGUUGCCUUGGAUGGAAUUCAGUGCCUUGGUGGAAACGGUUACAUUAAUGACUACCCAAUGGGCCGCUUCUUAAGAGAUGCUAAACUUUAUGAGAUUGGAGCUGGUACCAGUGAGGUCAGAAGGAUGAUCAUUGGCAGAGCCUUCAAUGCAAUGUUCAAAUAAGAGCACCACUUAGCGGAUGCGUAUCUGAUCCCACAUGAACUGUGUUGCUUUUAAGACAAAACAGUCAUCUGGCUUCUGAAUUUUGACACUUCAAUUGAUGUGAAGCAUAAUUGCUGAUCGGUUUCAAGAGCAGUGAUACAAAACUAUAAUGCAUCCUUUGUAUGUCUAAAGCUGUUUAUAUGAUUCUGUAACACUACAUCAAGUGGUCUCGCAUACAAGAACACAAGCAGUAGUAAGAGAUUUACCUCUCAGACCCCAAGUCAUUUGUCAUAGCACAGUUGUCUUGUUUUUUGUCAAAACAUGGUCAGUCUUUAUAAGCUGGUUUGCAUAUCAUCUCUGCCCCCUAACAUGAUUGUUUGUGGCUUGGUUUCUUAUGUGAAUAAAAUAAAGAUUUCUUUAUAGAGGAUAUUUAUUGAAGUCAGUGUAAUUCAAACAUUCUUUCCCAUUUAAUUUGUUUGUAUUUUAAUUAUGUAUUUGCCAUUUCAUUUGUUUAAUCUUAAGAUUCAAUAUAAGCUUUGCACUUUUUUUUCCAUUGUACCGACUCACCAAACCUUUGGGAUUUUAGAAUCCUGCCUUAAUGAAUAAUCACUUCAUGUUAACCUUACUGGUUGUAUAAUGAUUGUUUAGAAUAAACAAUCUUUCUUCCA
Ctenopharyngodon idella (grass carp) is the source of this 2055-nucleotide messenger RNA. RefSeq names its product isovaleryl-CoA dehydrogenase (gene ivd). Gene Ontology annotation, cellular component: mitochondrion. Lineage: Eukaryota; Metazoa; Chordata; Actinopteri; Cypriniformes; Xenocyprididae. Bases 158 to 1408 code for a protein of 416 amino acids. The transcript has 12 exons. Gene Ontology annotation, molecular function: flavin adenine dinucleotide binding; 3-methylbutanoyl-CoA dehydrogenase activity. The record is from RefSeq and is a predicted model, not a curated record. Gene Ontology annotation, biological process: L-leucine catabolic process.